GGGUGUGGUGGCAAAGGCUUUUAAGCACCACUUUGGAGGCUGAGGCAGGAGGGUCACCAGGAGCUCCGUGGUGCGCUGAGCUGCGUAGUCCAGGCCAGCCUGAAGUCCAGCACCUUGAAGCCUGCUGCCCUCCCCAAGGACCACUGGUCCUGUGCCGGCCCAGGGCUCUGUGCUGCUGCCCCCUGGGCUUUGUGCUGCCCAGUGCUGUUUACUGUCCCGAGGGACGGUCCCUCAAGGCCAGCUGUGUGCCAGUGCAGCCGGGCUGAGCUGUAUCUAAGGAGAGCAGAGAUAGAUAUAUGGCCAGGGCGAGACAGAAAGCCCUUUGAGAAGGUCGCCUCCCACCUGCCAGGCCCUGGAGGUGCACCAGGCCCUGUCGCCAAGGCCACGUCCAGGGGAGAUAGGGGCCUCCUUCCCCCAAACAUUCCACCCUGGCCAUAUAAGCCAUAGUCAGACUGCCAGGCCCCCCAGCACCCAUCAUGCAGGGGCCACUUCUUGCCCAGCUGCCCCUUGUGCUGCUCUCCCUGGGAGCCGUGCUGGGGACCGAGACCCCUGGAGAAGAUCCAGCUGCUGGCACCGGGGGCCUCAUCUUCCCAGAGGACCAAGUCUGGCCGCCAGGUGGCCCAAAGGACCCCUGGUGCCUGGUGACCCUGAGCAGUUCCAGCAACAGCAGCGGGGCGCCCCUGCAGGUGGUGGGAGGCCUGAGCAGCUACGAACGGGCCUUCCUGGAGGCUGUGUGGGGCGCCCGGUGGGGCCCCCGCGACCUGGCCACCUUCGGGGUCUGCAGCCCUGGCCACAGCAGAGCGCUGCCUGCUCUGCAGCACCUGGGGGCCUGGCUUCGGGAGCCAGGGGGGCGGCAGCUGCUGGUCCUGCACCUGGCGGAAGUGACGUGGGACCCGACUCCCUUGCUGAGGUUCCAGGAGCCCCCCCUUGGUGCGGCCAACCUCCCGGAGCAGGCAGUGCUGGUGCUGUACCCUGGGCCUGGCCCCGAGGUCACUGUCACUGGGGCUGAGCUGCUGGCUGCCCAGAGCCUCUGCCCGACCGCAGACACCCGCUAUCUGGUGCUGGUUGUGGACCGCCCGGAGAGGGCCUGGCUUGGCGCAGGACUCGCCCUGACCUUGCAGCCUCACGGAGACGGUGCCACCCUGAGCACCGCCCAGCUGCAGACCCUGAUGUUUGGGUCCGAUCCCCGUUGCUUCACUCGGAUGACCCCUGCCCUCCUCCUGCUGCCACAGUCCGAACCUGUGCUCCUACCCGCGCGCGGCCAGCUGGACACAGUGUCCUUCCCACCACCCAGGCCUUCUCUGGAUACCGUGGAGCUGCUGCCCAGCGCAGACCCCUUUCUGCAGACUCUCACGCGCCUGGUGCGCGCGCUGCGGGGCUCCCCAGCCCGGGCCUCUCCAAUGCGCCUGGCUCUGGACACGGGCGCGCUGGCCAGUUUCCCGCAGGGCCUGGUCAACCUGUCUGACCCUGCAGCCCUGGAGCGUCUACUAGAGGUGGACGAGCCUUUCCUACUACUGACGCCGCCCGCUGCGGCCAGUGCCGGGCAGCCGGCACCACUGCGGGGUCCUUCGUCGGUGCCCUGGGCCGCAGGUUUGGCGCACCGCGUGGCCGUGGAGCUGCAAGCCGCGGCCGCGGAGUUGCGCGGCCUCCCGGGGCUACCGCCCGCUGCACCCCCGCUGCUCACGCGCCUGCUCGCGCUGUGCCCGGGUGACCCCAGCGACCCCGGCAGUCCCCCUGCAGACCCGCUGCGCGCCCUGCUGCUGCUCAAGGCGCUGCAGAGCCUACGCAGGGAGUGGCGCGGGCGGGACACGCGCGGGGCGGCCCGGGCACAGCGCAGCGCCUCCGCGGAGGGGCCGUGCGCGCUGCGCGAGCUAAGCGUGGACCUGCGCGCCGAGCGCUCCGUGCUCAUCCCGGAGACCUACCAGGCCAACAACUGCCAGGGCGCCUGCGGCUGGCCGCAGUCCGACCGCAGCCCGCACUACGGCAACCACGUGGUGCUGCUGCUGAAGAUGCAGGCGCGCGGGGCCAUCCUGGCGCGCGCGCCCUGCUGCGUGCCCACGGCCUACGCGGGCAAACUCCUGAUCAGCCUGGCUGAGGACCGCAUCAGCGCGCACCACGUGCCCAACAUGGUGGCCACCGAGUGCGGCUGCCGGUGACCCCGCCGCCGCGGCUGCGGAGCCCGUCCUAUAUUUAUUCAGACCCCGGCAGUGUCCCAAUAAAGCCUGGGCGCACCCA
Molecule: messenger RNA, 2235 nt
Organism: Cavia porcellus (domestic guinea pig)
Lineage: Eukaryota; Metazoa; Chordata; Mammalia; Rodentia; Caviidae
Gene: Amh
Product: anti-Mullerian hormone
Exons: 5
Coding region: 477-2156 (559 amino acids)
Biological process (GO): Mullerian duct regression; gonad development
Molecular function (GO): growth factor activity
Source: RefSeq, a predicted model, not a curated record